AUGCCUCCAGACAAUCUCAAAAUCGUCCUUAUCGCCCCGCCACACCCCAGCGACUCUCUCUGCGAUGCAUGGCGAAGGGCAAUCAGCUCCCACUUUCCGGAUCCCACUGACUGCCCUUUCGAGGUCAAGGAAUGCAGACUAGACGACCUCGACAUCAAGUUUGAUUGCAUCAUGUCCCCCGCAAACUCGUUCGGGAUCAUGGACGGAGGGUUCGACUACUACCUCUCGCGCGCCUUCAAAGGCCCCUCGGGCGACAAAUGGACCCUCACCGAGCACGUCCAGUCCUACCUCCGCGACAUCUGGCACGGCUACGCGCCCCCAGGCACCUGCACCAUCGUGCCCCUCCCCGACGCCGUCUUCGGCCCCGGCCGCAACAAACACGACGCCCGCUCGCUCGCCAUCGUGCCCACCAUGCGCGUCCCCGACUUCGUCGCGUGGGACCUCGACCUGUCCUACAACGCCAUGUGGUCCGUGCUCGUCGAGCUCGACCGCUGGAACCGCGUCUCCGUCCUCGGCGGCCUGCAGCGCAUCAACACCAUCGUCAUGACCGGUCUCGGCACAGGCACGGGCGGCGUCGACUUUGACGUGUGUGCGCGCCAGAUGGUCCUCGCCGCUAAGCACUUCUGGUCCCCAGUCCCCGACGUCGUCCGCUGGAACGAGGCGCACAAGCGCGACAACGAGAUCAAGACCGCCCGAGCGCCAAGCUCCCAGCGGGGUCCGCCGCCACCGUACUAG
This is a messenger RNA of Coniophora puteana RWD-64-598 SS2, 735 nucleotides long. RefSeq names its product macro domain-like protein. Bases 1 to 735 code for a protein of 244 amino acids. Lineage: Eukaryota; Fungi; Basidiomycota; Agaricomycetes; Boletales; Coniophoraceae. The record is from RefSeq and is a predicted model, not a curated record. The transcript has 2 exons.